CUGCAACCGCAGUAUAUUUGAAGUAUAUAGAAAGUAUACUUUUACUGACUUUCUAGGCUAUUGAGUCAUUGUUCAGGAUAUUUGAACACCAUACGCGUGACCGACCAUGCAGCGCUGGGUGUAACUGAGGCCAGGCGGCCAUCUGUGAGGCCCUAGCUAGAGAUGGAAAUUGAGGUGGACAUCCAGGAGGAGGACAUGGAGGGCUCGUGUACCCUGCUGUCGUGGCUGGCCUCCUGUGUGAUGGUGUUUGGAGGGGCCCUGCCCUACGUGCCUCAGUACCAGGAGAUCCAGAGGAGCAGCAACACUGAGGGAUUCUCCACCCGUGUCUGCCUGCUGCUGCUCAUCGCCAACAUCCUACGCAUCUUCUUCUGGAUAGGGAAGCAGUUUGAACUGACUCUGCUCCUCCAGAGUGUGGUGAUGAUCAUUACCAUGCUAGCUAUGCUCCACCUCUGUUGCAACACUCGGGUCAGCACCAACCAGCACCACUUCACAGAUCUGGACCUGCGCUACUUCUGGAGCUGGAGUGCAUUUGAGGACUACCUGCUAUUCUGUUUUGCCUUCACGGUGCUGUGUGCCUUCCUCACCCUUCUCCUGCUGGACUCUGUGCUGUUCGUGGAGGGCCUGGGCUCCCUGGCCGUGCUGUUUGAGGCCAUGCUGGGGGUGCCACAGCUGCUGCAGAACUAUCACAACCACUCCACCCGUGGCAUGAGUGUGAAGAUGGUGCUGCUGUGGACUGCUGGAGACAUCUUCAAGACAACAUACUUUGUGAUGAACGACAGCCCGUCCCAGUUCUGGGUGUGUGGGGCAGUCCAGAUCCUUAUAGACAUGGCCAUCCUACUGCAGGUGCUCUAUUAUGACCAGGACAUCAGGGUCAAACUGGGAUGAACCCUAUGACCUUCUCAUCAUCCUCUAAUACACCAAUGCUCUUAAUCAAAGACUUAUACCUAACCUUGUGUGCCUUACCAUGUUUAAAAAUAGAUAUAUUAGAUGGAGAAUACCAGAGAGGUAUUGUGUAUGUUUUACUAUUUGAUGCCAGUCAUUUGUCUUCAUGGGUCAUUUGCUGUGCUAGUUACUGAAGGGCAGUAGAGCAGCCAUGCAGUGUGUGUCCAUCAGUCACUCUCUACCGGCUCUACAGGCAGCUUGAAUGAAUCGACGGGCUACUCUGUGACUGAUGACUCCUUCACUGUGUACCUCGUGUGUUUUUAAGAUGAAAUAUAGACAUACACUAUCGUUCAAACGUUUGGGGUCACUUAGAAAUGUCCUUGUUUUCGAAAGAAAAUUAAA
Messenger RNA from Coregonus clupeaformis (lake whitefish), 1284 nucleotides. Its product is annotated as solute carrier family 66 member 2-like. Lineage: Eukaryota; Metazoa; Chordata; Actinopteri; Salmoniformes; Salmonidae. Gene Ontology annotation, cellular component: trans-Golgi network; endosome. The transcript has 5 exons. Bases 163 to 885 code for a protein of 240 amino acids. Gene Ontology annotation, biological process: phospholipid translocation; retrograde transport, endosome to Golgi. The record is from RefSeq and is a predicted model, not a curated record.